Messenger RNA from Diatraea saccharalis (sugarcane borer), 879 nucleotides. The record is from the annotation of a GenBank genome assembly. NCBI's taxonomy places the organism in Eukaryota, Metazoa, Arthropoda, Insecta, Lepidoptera, Crambidae.
AUGGACACAAAAUCCGACGACAUAGAGCUCAGCGCACAAGGAACUAGCAACAAACCCAGCGACGUGGUAAUCAAAUCGGGUAAAUCCGAUUUGCCAGAGCGGGGAUCAUGGGCCAGCAAGCUAGAUUUUAUUCUGUCCGUGAUAGGCCUGGCCAUCGGCUUGGGCAACGUAUGGAGAUUCCCUUACCUCUGUUACAAAAACGGUGGCGGUGCCUUCCUCAUACCUUACUUCUUGACCCUCUUCUUGGCCGGUAUUCCUAUGUUCUUCAUGGAGCUGGCGAUGGGACAGAUGCUUACCAUCGGUGGUUUGGGGGUGUUUAAGAUUGCACCAAUUUUCAAAGGAAUCGGGUAUGCAGCAGCUGUGAUGUCCUGUUGGAUGAAUGUCUACUACAUCGUCAUCCUCGCCUGGGCUAUUUUCUAUUUUUUCAUGUCGAUGAGAGCUGACGUCCCCUGGCGUAACUGCGACAAUUACUGGAACACAGCUACUUGCGUCAACCCCUAUGACAGGAAAAACCUCACUUGCUGGUCUUCGCCUAUCGAUAUGAGCACUUAUUGCACCCUCAACGGGAAGAACGUCAGCAAGACCCUCCUCUCCGAUCCUGUGAAGGAGUUCUGGGAGUAUGAUCUUACUAAUUGAUAAACUACUAACUUUCCGCCAACGGCUUAACCCGCAUGGUCCCUAGGAAACCGUUUAGUUAGAUAAAUAGUAGCCUAUAAGUUAAUCCUUAGAAUUAUCUGUAUACACAGUUCAUCAAAAUCUGUUCAGUAGUUUUUGCUUGAAAAAGUAACAAACAUCCAAACUUUCGCCUUUAUACUAUUAAAAAGAUAUAAACAGAAAUCUAAAAAUAAAUAGAUUCUUUUUACAAUGCCGUUGAUUUAA